UCAAUCCUCUGGCAUCCAGAGAGCCACCAAUAUAAAGGGCCCUUGGACAUUUCUUGUGCGAGACACAGAUAGCCGAGUCGUCAUCGGAGGAGACCCCCUUUCCCUAUAUCUUCUCCUCCUCCUUCGUCGCCAACAGAGAACCGAACAGCAGCGAAAAUGGCCAACGCAGCAUCUGGUAUGGCUGUGCACGAUGAUUGCAAACUGAAGUUUUUGGAGCUUAAGGCAAAGCGGACCUACCGCUCCAUAGUUUUCAAGAUUGAGGAGAAGCAAAAGCAAGUUGUGGUGGAACAUGUUGGUGAACCAGCAGAAACCUAUGAGCAGUUCACUGAGAAGCUUCCUGCUGAUGAAUGCCGUUAUGCUAUUUUUGAUUUUGACUUUCUUACACCUGAAGGUGUCCAGAAAAGCCGGAUAUUCUUCAUUGCCUGGUCUCCUGAUACAUCAAGGGUGAGAAGCAAGAUGAUCUACGCAAGCUCCAAAGACAGAUUCAAGAGAGAGCUCGAUGGAAUUCAGGUUGAGUUGCAAGCGACUGAUCCAACUGAGAUUGGUCUCGAUGUCAUUAAGAGCCGAGCCAGCUAGAUUAUGAAUCAUAGGCUAUCUGGUGGGCAGUUCGUCCCUGCACCCUUUGUUACUUGCGUGAUAUGUUUAUACAUUGUGGAAUUGGCGGCUUGGCAAAUGAUGGAAUCAAUUUCCAAGUUUCGCCGUUGUUUCUUAUUUAUUUUAAACAAGCGUCUGUGGUUUCUGGUAUAUCAUAUGAUAUGUUUAUUUGAUAGAACCUAUCUUUGUUGAGUGGCUGCUUUGGUAGCUGUAUGUCAACAAACUAAUAUGUAGCUGUUUGCGGGGUUUAGACGGCACCUUUCCGCCUUCCGAGUGUUGUAUAUGACCCUUGUCAUUUUACUUUGGAGCAGUAUAAAAGGAGCAUGCUUUUAUGGCC
Pyrus x bretschneideri (Chinese white pear) is the source of this 931-nucleotide messenger RNA. Its product is annotated as actin-depolymerizing factor 2-like. Gene Ontology annotation, molecular function: actin filament binding. The transcript is spliced from 3 exons. Gene Ontology annotation, cellular component: actin cytoskeleton; cytoplasm. The coding region runs from base 157 to 576 and encodes 139 amino acids. NCBI's taxonomy places the organism in Eukaryota, Viridiplantae, Streptophyta, Magnoliopsida, Rosales, Rosaceae. Gene Ontology annotation, biological process: actin filament depolymerization. The record is from RefSeq and is a predicted model, not a curated record.